GAGCCUCUUCCACCCCUAGUCAAUGGCCGCUAAUCAUUCGGGCUUUGAACAAACGCAAACAAAAACAACAAGAAAGAAACACCAGACAAAAGAACGUUCUGGGACCGAUUUUCCCGCAGUACGAAAACAACGGCGGACGGCUACGUCGGAAAAAGCAAUAAAUACACAAAAACAAUAGUCCCGCCGCCGCCGACGAGCGACGCGUCAUUUCCACCAUUUUUUUUUGUCCGCCUAGUGCGUUAUUUGUGAUUUUGCAUUGUCAGCGUUUCAAUUUUUUUGUGAAGAAAAAGACGGAGGAAAUAUGAAACUGCUGUUGGUGGCCACCGUGGCCUGCCUUCUGGCCAUGGGCUCCUGCGAGGAGAACAAAAUCCCCUUGCUGUCCGACGAAUUUAUUGAGUUGGUCAAAACCAAGACCAGAACAUGGCAGGCUGGACGUAAUUUUGACGAAGGCGUGUCGGAGGAGUACAUCCGUGGCCUGAUGGGCGUCCAUCCGGAUGCCUACAAGUUCGCCCUGCCGGACAAACAAGAAGUUCUGGGCUAUCUCUCCCAGAAAGUGGACGACAUUCCCAAGGAGUUCGAUGCCCGAGAGAAGUGGCCCAACUGUCCCACCAUCAAUGAGAUCCGCGACCAGGGAUCCUGCGGCUCUUGCUGGGCCUUCGGCGCCGUGGAAGCCAUGUCCGAUCGGGUGUGCAUCCAUUCGAACGGCAAUGUUAAUUUCCGUUUCUCGGCCGAUGAUCUGGUGUCCUGCUGUCAUACCUGCGGCUUUGGCUGCAACGGUGGCUUCCCCGGCGCCGCCUGGAGCUAUUGGACCCGCAAGGGCAUCGUCAGCGGCGGACGCUAUGGCUCCAAAACGGGUUGCCGUCCGUACGAGAUUGCACCCUGCGAGCACCAUGUGAACGGCACCCGGGCUCCCUGCAACCACGACAGCAAGACGCCCAAGUGUCAGCACCAAUGCGAGGCCGGCUACAAUGUGGAGUACUCCAAGGACAAGCACUUCGGUUCCAAGUCCUACUCGGUGCGACGCAAUGUCCGGGACAUUCAGGAGGAGAUCAUGACCAAUGGACCCGUUGAGGGUGCUUUCACUGUCUACGAGGAUCUGAUCCUGUACAAGAGCGGUGUCUACCAGCAUGAGCACGGCAAGGAACUGGGCGGUCAUGCCAUCCGUAUUUUGGGCUGGGGUGUGUGGGGCAAGGAGGAGGUGCCCUACUGGCUAAUUGCCAACUCGUGGAACGAUGACUGGGGCGACAAGGGAUUCUUCCGCAUACUGCGUGGUGAGGAUCACUGCGGCAUCGAGAGUUCCAUCUCCGCCGGCCUGCCCAAGCUGGUCUAGAUGGUCACAAUGGAAUGAAGUUUAGCCUUCUGCUGAUGUAUCGAGAAACUGUCGAGAAUAACCUAUUUUUGUAUUCCAUUCCGAGCUCAAGACCUCACGACGAGUGUAGUUAAAUGUAAACAGAAAACCAAAACCUGAUUGAUAAUAAAGUAUUUGAAUAUGACUGUGUA
Molecule: messenger RNA, 1500 nt
Organism: Drosophila ananassae
Lineage: Eukaryota; Metazoa; Arthropoda; Insecta; Diptera; Drosophilidae
Gene: CtsB
Product: cathepsin B
Exons: 4
Coding region: 302-1330 (342 amino acids)
Biological process (GO): regulation of catalytic activity
Cellular component (GO): lysosome
Molecular function (GO): cysteine-type endopeptidase activity
Source: RefSeq, a predicted model, not a curated record